AUGGGCGGUCAAGCACUGAAAGCUGCAUUUGCGAGUAGAUUCCCUCAAGGAGAAUCACGUUCUCAAGAUGAGCUUUUUCGAGUACUAGUUGCAAUGAGGAGGCUGAAAACCUGGGGGCUGCUCUCGUGGGCUUCGGGCUGUCACCAUCCUGGAGGGGCUGGUAAAGGACCCUCCACCCGGACCAAGAGAAUGCCAGCGCCCAUUAAUCCUUUCGCGAACCUUCCACACUCUCAUCCCUGCGGCUCAAUAAAACAUCCACUGACUUAUUCGCCUGGGUGGAAAAUGCAUGUGGCAGGCGUGGUGCCCCUUGCUGUCUCGAUCGAAGCAAGACCCCAAAAUAUGGUAGGUCAGCGAGCGAAGAGUCGAAACACCACCCUAGCCAUGUCCUUGUCUGCAAAUGCUCCGUCUGCUCAAGAGGAUGAGCUACGAUGCAGAGGAGAGCGCUUUCAGUCAGGCCUCUAUCUCGUCACCAGCAUCAUCUCUGCGCCCCCUUCGACAGGCAUGAGCGUCAGGUGUAAGUCCUUAGAGAAGGGGAACCAGGGUCCUGAAGCUGAGCUCCAUGAGACGCCAAAUGAUGCUACGGCAGUAGCCCAAUCCUACAAUCCCAGCCCGCAGGUGUCACAGAAGGGCAAUGCAAACUGUGGUGAGCACAAAGCUCCCAGGGAAUUUACGGAAACAGCCUCUUUGCUCCGGUUUCUUAUAACCACAACCGAAUGGGGCGUGCAUGGUGUGCUACACGGUGAGGUCACGGCGCACUCAAGGAGAAAUUCUGAGGGCAGAUUUCCAAGUCAAGUUUCGGGUGGGAAAAUAGGGGCCAGGGAGAGAUCAUCUCUUGCUCAAUUUCUUUCGUCGGAGAAGCCUCAGAUGUUGGACGCUAGCACGAUUGUGCGGUUUGGAACUAGGUGGCGGAGCUGUGAAAGACCCCCGCAGGGGCUAUCUGUGGGCGGGUCCCUCGGCUCGAAAAGCUUCGAAAAAUCUGCCCGCAUCGUUCGAAUAGUGCGCUAUGCCUGUUGGAAGAUCUCGAUUGGCUCGGAAGAGGAGCAAGUUUCCGCGUUCAUCAACUCAUCUCUCCCCGCUUGCUCCGGCCGACCAACAGGAUCGCCAUCGUGGGUGGUGGCAUUUGAAGAUAACAUCUUGGUUCUUGAGGCCUCAUCCAUGAUUCACUCGUCCGCAGCCACUGAUGAGGGAGAGUGGACGGAGGGUAACGCUUCAUUCGAAUUGUGUGAAGCGCUGUGCAUCAUGUCUGCACAAGAGGCGGUAAACAGGCGAUGGCUGCAGCUGGUGAACGCCUCUCGCGAGCGGUGUAAGCCGCAAGAUGAUGCGGCGAGCUGUACAGGGGGGGAGAGCCAUGGGGCUUCAUACAUCGCCGGAAGUGAUACUUAACGGCUCACGUAAAUAGCAGCGUAAAAUACGAUUCGGCGUCUCUGCCUAUGAUUCACGUGCUCCGGGCCGGCGGCACGGAUCUACCUUAAUCCUCCUUUUUGAACGUCCUACCAUUUUAUUAGCUACUUGAGAUUCUGAUGGAAGCACUCCACACAAGAACAACAACAUUUCUGAUCUCGACUUAGCCUGUGGAAACCUUCUAGCUCUAUUCUCGCCCUGUCGG
Molecule: messenger RNA, 1606 nt
Organism: Lindgomyces ingoldianus
Lineage: Eukaryota; Fungi; Ascomycota; Dothideomycetes; Pleosporales; Lindgomycetaceae
Exons: 6
Coding region: 1-1383 (460 amino acids)
Source: RefSeq, a predicted model, not a curated record